CAGUAUGCGUCUCACUCACACACACGUCGCGAGUAAAAUUUUUGUGUUUGCUGCGGGACGUCCAAGUGUGAAAAACUAAAGAAAAUUGCAUUUUUUGCAUAAUGCGCGACGUGAAAAGCUAACAAAAGUUGUCAAAAAGCAAAAUUGAAUAGUCUGGCUAACGUCUGUGUAUAAUUUUGGCAGCGCAUAACGUGUUCGGGUGCACAAAAAACGACGUCUCGAAAAUAUAAGAAAUAUACGUGCACACAUUUUUUGCUGCCCAAUCUAAAACGCAUACAAAAGCAUUUUCUUGCUGUAGAAGCGCCACCGAAGUUGUCGUCGUCGUCGUUUGUCCAGCGGAGCACCCAGCACACCAGAAAUUUUCACACAUACACAUACAUACAUUGAUGAGAGAACACCCACACAUUCACUCACACAUUGAGAGAUCAAGAUAAAAAGCAUAAAAGAGAAUUUGUUCUUUAGUUGUAUUGCAAACAACAAAAAAAAACAUACAUAUGUAUAUGUAAAAGCAUAUGUAGAUGUACAUACAUACAAACAUACAUAUAACGAAAGCUGUGCCUACAUUUGUGUUCUUUUCCAAUACUACAAUAAAAAACAACAACUACAACAACAAUAAGAAUUGUAAUAAUAAUUGAAUAGAAAUAUAAUAAUUAACGAGACUCGACAUUAAACUCAACGCAUUUUUUUUAAGUAAAUCGCGUGGUCCUAAGUGCGAAAAUUCCAAAUAAAUUCACAUUGCGCCCAUAAACAAAAACAAAAAGAAACAAAUGCGAAAAUCAACCAAACGAAUAAAUCUACUUUAAAGUGUGAUAAGCAAAAGGCUGAAAUCAAAAAAAAAAAAGUAUAAUAAUUAGUAGGAACGAAAAGCAACAAAUAAAAAAAAAACAACCAACAACAACUACAAGAACAAUCAAUUACAUUUAAAACAGAGCAAAACCAACAAAAAACACUCGCAAACACAAAGACAAAAAAAAAACAAAACACACCUUUGAUACACUCUUACAUUUCUUAAACAAACAAAAAACUAGUGCAAAAUGUAUCCAGUUGGACAACAGUCACAGUGGACCACCCCCUCGCCCACGCGGCCUCAGAGCCCCUCUCAGGCGCAGACUAGCUUCGACACGCUCACAUCACCACCAACGCCCGGUUCUUCGGUAAAUCCCACCGCUGUCACCAGCCCAAGUGCUCAGAAUGUGGCUGCCGGAGGUGCCACUGUGGGUGGCGCUGCUGCCGCCGCUGCGGCUCAGGUCGCCUCGGCCCUUGGCUCCACCGGCAGCGUAUCGGCGGCAAUUGCCGCUGCGGCAGCUGCAUCGCCCACCACUCAGCCGGACAUGCCGGUGUUUACGUGCCCCCGACGGCCGAAUUUGGGACGGGAGGGUAGACCGAUUGUGCUGCGUGCGAAUCACUUUCAAGUGACGAUGCCGCGCGGCUUUGUGCAUCACUAUGACAUCAACAUCCAGCCGGAUAAGUGUCCACGGAAGGUGAACCGUGAAAUUAUCGAGACGAUGGUGCAUGCGUACAGCAAGAUCUUUGGAGUGCUCAAACCCGUAUUCGAUGGUCGCAACAAUUUGUACACGCGCGAUCCGCUCCCCAUUGGCAAUGAGCGGUUGGAGUUGGAGGUGACGCUGCCAGGCGAGGGCAAGGAUCGCAUUUUCCGUGUGACCAUCAAGUGGCAGGCGCAAGUGUCUCUCUUCAAUCUGGAGGAGGCGCUCGAAGGACGCACCCGUCAAAUACCCUAUGAUGCCAUACUGGCCCUCGAUGUGGUCAUGCGUCAUUUGCCAAGCAUGACGUACACGCCGGUUGGACGCAGUUUCUUUAGCUCCCCCGAUGGCUAUUAUCAUCCACUUGGCGGCGGUCGUGAGGUCUGGUUUGGUUUCCAUCAAAGUGUGCGGCCCUCGCAGUGGAAGAUGAUGCUCAACAUUGACGUUUCGGCCACUGCCUUCUACAAGGCGCAGCCGGUCAUCGACUUUAUGUGCGAGGUGCUGGACAUACGUGACAUUAACGAGCAGCGAAAACCGCUCACUGACUCGCAGCGCGUCAAGUUCACCAAGGAAAUCAAGGGACUCAAGAUCGAGAUUACGCACUGCGGCCAAAUGCGUCGCAAAUAUCGUGUCUGUAAUGUAACACGUCGCCCUGCUCAAAUGCAAUCUUUCCCACUCCAGUUGGAGAACGGCCAGACUGUGGAGUGCACUGUUGCCAAGUACUUUUUGGAUAAGUAUCGCAUGAAGUUGCGCUAUCCGCAUCUGCCGUGUCUGCAGGUGGGACAGGAGCACAAACACACCUACCUGCCCUUGGAGGUGUGCAACAUUGUGGCCGGACAACGAUGCAUCAAGAAGCUGACCGAUAUGCAGACAUCGACAAUGAUCAAGGCCACCGCGCGUUCGGCACCUGAUCGUGAGCGCGAGAUUAACAAUUUGGUGAAACGUGCCGACUUCAACAAUGACUCGUAUGUCCAAGAGUUUGGUCUGACCAUCUCGAAUUCCAUGAUGGAGGUGCGCGGUCGCGUUUUGCCGCCACCCAAAUUGCAGUAUGGGGGACGUGUGUCGGGCAUUGCCGGGCAACAGUUGUUCCCGCCCCAGAACAAGGUCAGUCUGGCUUCACCCAAUCAGGGUGUCUGGGAUAUGCGUGGCAAGCAGUUCUUUACCGGCGUCGAGAUUCGCAUUUGGGCCAUCGCCUGCUUUGCUCCGCAGCGCACAGUGCGAGAGGAUGCGUUGCGCAACUUUACGCAACAGCUGCAGAAGAUCUCCAACGAUGCUGGCAUGCCCAUUAUUGGCCAGCCCUGUUUCUGCAAAUAUGCCACAGGUCCGGAUCAGGUGGAGCCCAUGUUCCGCUAUCUGAAGAUAACGUUCCCAGGACUGCAGCUGGUCGUGGUCGUGUUGCCGGGUAAAACGCCUGUUUAUGCAGAGGUUAAGCGUGUGGGCGACACCGUCUUGGGCAUGGCCACGCAGUGUGUGCAGGCCAAGAACGUGAAUAAGACGUCCCCGCAGACGCUCUCCAAUCUGUGCCUCAAGAUCAAUGUGAAGCUCGGCGGCAUUAAUUCCAUCUUGGUGCCAUCCAUUCGGCCAAAGGUCUUCAACGAGCCUGUCAUCUUCUUGGGCGCCGAUGUCACUCACCCGCCAGCUGGCGACAACAAGAAACCAUCGAUUGCCGCCGUUGUUGGCUCUAUGGAUGCGCAUCCAUCGCGCUAUGCGGCCACGGUGCGUGUGCAGCAACAUCGCCAGGAGAUCAUCCAGGAGCUGAGCAGCAUGGUGCGAGAGUUGCUCAUUAUGUUCUACAAAUCCACCGGCGGCUACAAGCCGCACCGAAUCAUACUCUACCGCGAUGGCGUCUCCGAGGGUCAAUUCCCCCAUGUGCUGCAGCACGAGUUGACGGCCAUUCGCGAGGCAUGCAUUAAACUGGAGCCCGAAUACCGACCGGGUAUCACCUUCAUUGUCGUCCAGAAGCGCCAUCACACACGACUCUUCUGUGCCGAAAAGAAGGAGCAGAGCGGCAAGUCGGGUAACAUUCCCGCCGGUACCACCGUCGACGUUGGCAUCACCCAUCCCACGGAAUUCGAUUUCUAUCUGUGCAGUCACCAGGGUAUCCAGGGCACCAGCCGUCCCUCGCAUUACCAUGUGCUCUGGGAUGACAAUCACUUUGAUUCCGAUGAGCUGCAAUGCCUCACCUAUCAACUGUGCCACACCUAUGUGCGAUGCACGCGCUCUGUCAGCAUACCAGCACCCGCAUAUUAUGCGCAUUUGGUUGCCUUCCGUGCCAGAUAUCAUCUGGUUGAGAAGGAACACGAUUCCGGCGAGGGAUCACACCAGAGCGGCUCAUCCGAGGAUCGUACACCAGGAGCCAUGGCACGAGCCAUCACUGUUCAUGCCGAUACCAAAAAGGUCAUGUACUUUGCCUAAAAAGUUACAGCAUCAACAAACAACAACAAAAACAAAAACGACACCAAAAACACAUCAACAUCAACACAACACACAGCAGCAACAACAAGAAAUUUUCGAAAAUGAAUUCGAAUAAGCAGCAGAAAAACAAGAGAAAUACAAAAAAGUGAGAACGAAAAAGCCAAGCCGAAAGCAUUAGAAAUUAGGUUUAAAAGUAGUAAGUAAAGCAGAUGAUGAAAGAGAGAAGUCGGAAGGUCUGAAAUAAACACACACACACACACACACAACAACCACACAACACAAUAUACACCAAGCAGAAUACAACUGAAUAUGAAAGGGAAUCGAAUGUUAUGAAAAGCACAAGUGAAAAACAAAAUUCUCAAAAAAGCGUAGCGAAACAAAUAAAAACAUUACUAAAGGGAACAAAACGAAAGUCAAACAAACAACCACAACAACAACAACAAAACUGCAACACACAUUUACGAUGAAACUUUUUGUAAUAGAAUAAAUUAUAUUUUUACACAAACUUAAGAGAAAAGAAAGAAAAAAAAACAAAACAAAAACACAAAAAUGAAGACAAGAAUUGCAAAUAACCAAAGGUUUUUAGUAUAUCAAAAAAUAUGUUGCUGACGUUGCAAUACACACACACACACACACACACACACACUUACACCACACAGACAAAUACACACCCACACCAACACCAAUACCAACCACAAGACAACAAUAACAAGAACAGCUCGGAUUCUCUGUACUGUGAACGAAAACCACCAACAACAUGCAUAAGGUAAAAACAUCAGCAAAAUGACAAAAACGAAACAAAAACCAACAACAAGCUUGACAAGCAUUAAACGAGUGUAAUAAUAAUUAGCAUGGUAUUAAUGUAAUGCAAAACAAAUAACUUCAAUAAUUCAACUCAAAGUCCAGAUUGUGUAAAAUUAAUGGAGAGAAUUGUGAAACUUUAGAACACAUAAGCCGAAAGAAUUACCAAAAAAAGCAAGAAAAAAAAGAUACAAAAAAAAAAAUAAGAAUAUUAAUCCAGAAAGAUUAAGUAUAACUCCAAUUUCAACAAGGGACAAAACUUUUGGUCAUACAAUUAUUAGUUAUAUUUAUAUAUAAAUAUAUAUAUUUAGGCAACUUAUAUGUAACUAUAUAUUGUGUGCAGAAAUCGAGAAGGGAAGAAAGUGAAAACUUUAGAACAAGCAUCAGAUUUCAAUAAUUUAAAAGUCAACAAAGUGAGUUUUAGCUAAUAAGCAAAUAAUUUGAGACAGACAUACAUACACACAGACAAUCCAAAAUACACACACAACCAUCUACACACACACACACAAACGGCAUAUCAACCCAAUGUCCAUUUAAUUUAUGUACCUUUAAAUUAGCUCAUCUUAUAAGUUGCAUAAUUUUUAAUAUUAAUUCUAAUUAACAAAAAUAUUACAUGGUGUACGGGUCAAAAACAAACAUUUCUUUUAGUUAAUAGAACAAAAAUAAGAAAAAAAUCAAGAAACAGCAGCAGCUACCCAACAAAUAUCAAGAAGAGCAUCAACAAAAAUCGCAUUAGUUUAGCUUUAAUUUUAAUUGUUUGUUUUUUAAAUGCCAAUCAAAUGAUAUACACAACAAAUGUACUUUUGUAAAGGACACAGUUCAAGUUAACAUUAUUGCUGAUUUGCUAUCUAUCGAGUCGAAAAUGCAGUGGCUCAUUAAUUUAUAUAUAUUUAUAUAUAUAUAUAUAUAGACAUCUGUCCCUAACAUACACACCAACACACAAACAACAUACGCAUUAUAAAUUUAGUUAAAAUUUUAACAUUUUUUUAAAUAUCUGCCAAGUAAAACGUGUCGUAUUCCAACACAACACACAUACACACAAACAAACACACACACACCACACUCGUAUAUGUGAGCAUUAUAAAAUACAUAAAAAUAUAUAUAUAUUUUAUUUUAAAAUUACAAAUUAGUUGUUAAACUUGACACAAGCGUUUGCUUUUGAUUUUAAAUUAUUAAUGACGAAAUAUGAUUAUUUUUAACAUGCCUACAACGAUUUUUUUGUAGAAAUGUUUUUUAACAAGGGAUUAAAUUUGUACGAUUAUUUCAAGUAACGCAAACAAAAACCAAUCAUGAUAAUUUUAAGUGAAUGUAAACAAAACAAAACAACAAACAACAAACAAUGCAAAUAAUCUGCGGGGUCUCUUAAGUUAAGGAUUCUUCAGCUCAUGCACAUACGUACAUAUGUGUGUCAUGUAUAUGAGAUAUGUGUAUCCUUGUAUCCUUGUAUUGUAUAAUUGUAACUGUAAUUGCUGUUUCGACAAUUCUAAUAAUACUUGAAGUUUAAAGCUUUAAACAACAAACACGAAAUAGUUUUAAAAUGAGACGAAAUACAAAAACCAAGCCUCAGUUGGAACUUGUGAUGUAAGACGAAAUAAAAUGGGGCAUAUUAAAUCCAUAUAAUCCCGUACAAUAUUAACUACUACUAUAUAUACUACAUAUACAUACAUAUACUAUAUGUGUGACAAGCUGAUAGAAAUUGCAAUAAAAUUAACUGUACUUUCCCAAAAUCAAAAAACAAAAAAAGAAAAACACUCAAAACUCACUCAUACAACAACAAAAUUGAAUGGUUUCUUCAAUGUCGAAGCACAUUAUCUCUUAUAUAUAUUAAACAUAGCAGAAACUGAGUUACAGUAGCAAAACGUAAACUGAAUACCGAAAACAAACAAAAAAAACCCAACUGAAUGAAAUACUUUUGCUCUGCUCAAUCUCAAUCUCGAGGCCGCCAAUAACGAGUAUAUAUAAUAUCGUAUAUAUGUAGAUAUUACGUUUUUUCUAUUCACAGAACAGAAGUCACUAUCCCAAUUAGUGCUUCUUCAACUUCUAUGUGUCGAAAUUAAAUUGAGCUUUAACGUAAAUAAAAUAAAGUGGAAUAAACGUAUAUGAUUAUGAAGAAUAACAAACAAUUAUUACUUAUAAAUGUGCCGUUUAUUGCAACUCAAUGAAUAAUGAAUAAAUAGAGUCUAAGUACAUAUAAAUGUCUACAAUAAUAUACAAGUAUAUAUAUAUAUAUAGAGUACUACAUACAAACACAUAUAUAUACAUGUAUAUAUAUAUUUAUUUGCGGAAUACAUUAGAGCGAAUAAUGAUAUCGAAGCUAGAACAGCAAUUGCACAACUCUUCCUAAAGGAAAUAAAAUUAUGCCACAAUUAAACAACAAGAACAACAAAAAAACAAAACAAAAUCAAAGGACUAAAUCCAAGCAAUUAUAUACUUAUUGAUAUAUAUAGAUGUAUAUGUGUGCGUAAUUGUAUACUCUACUCUUCCAAUUAGUUCCACAACACACACACACACACAAUCCACAUCCCCAGAUCCAGGCCCAAAGUCGUCGUAGUGUUCCAACAAAACAAGUACAUAUACAUACAUACACAUACAUAUAUUAAACCCUAGCUGAAAUUGGAUUAGUGAAAAUCAUAAAAUUAAUCGUAAAAUCGUUAAAGUCAAAGGUAUCAAGUAUCAAGUAUCGUCAGAAGCUUACAAAUUACUUAUAUAUGAUAUAAAGAUAAUGAUCAAUUUCAAGCCCCUUACUUUAAAGUCUAAACCAACAUGCCGGGUAAUUAAUCAAUAAAAUGAGUAAUUAUUAAUUAUUAUUUAAGAAAACAAAAAAACAAUGAGAAAAAAUACAUUAUUCGUAAAAUGAGAAACGUAAGCAACGUCAAAUAUGGGAAAUCUGUAACUUUGGUGAUCUUUUUAAAUGUUAUUAGUAAAAAAUACACAAAAACUUACAAAAAAAAACAACAAAAA
Messenger RNA from Drosophila nasuta, 7658 nucleotides. It is a transcript of the gene AGO1, whose product is annotated as protein argonaute-1. The record is from RefSeq and is a predicted model, not a curated record. Gene Ontology annotation, molecular function: protein binding; RNA binding. The transcript has 6 exons. Bases 1035 to 3896 code for a protein of 953 amino acids. Lineage: Eukaryota; Metazoa; Arthropoda; Insecta; Diptera; Drosophilidae.